AUGGCACCACUGGAAUCCAUCUUGUGGAUCAUUUCCUUUGUAUGGGUGUUCUAUCAACUGUUUAGAACAGGUGCAUUUGAUAAUCGAGUCAUUUCAGGUUGGAUGGUGAGUAUUUUGUUGGGUAUUUUGUGGGUGCGGUUCUCGUCGAAACAAAAGAGUAAGAAUGAGGAUUCAACUACUUCGUCUGAUGAACAAUUGGAUAUCCAUGAUGCGCAUCAACAGAGCAAGAAAUCAGAUGGUGAUGUCUUUCAAAGAUCGUCUUCUUCCGGCCUUCCCACUAACAGUAAAGGAUCGCACGAGUUUCCUGAAUCCAUCAACCGCAUUUUCGGUGCGAGCAAAACAUCAUUUAGAGCCAAUGCGGAUGAUGGCUUAUUAUGCGGUGUCCUUUUAUUGCCUAUGGUAGCAGCUACAAAGCUUGUGGAUGCAACCAGCAAGAACGCUGAUCGGUUUCAAAUAGCUUACCUGCAAGUGCGCAUGGAAUUAGUGCUAUUCAUGAGCGUUAUUUUACUGUUGCUGGUAUUGACAAACGACUAUUCGCAUCCUGUCAAACGAGUGAUUUCCAAGAGAGGGUUGUUUGUGUCGAGUAUCUGCGUAUCUGCACUGUGUACCACGCUUUUGACUCAAUUCACACCAUUGGCACCAAUGCUGACAGAAACACCCGUGGCCAUGACAGUGCUGUCUGUUACCAUGUUUCAAUGGUUCUUGUAUAUAUGUGUUGUCACCUUGAAGAAAUGCUUUACAUUAGGUGAAAUGUGUGUAAUCUCUCAGGCUGCUGCUGUGGUUGUUUAUGGUGCAUCAGAGUAUAUUUGCUCGGCUUAUUACCCUGAUACAACACCCAUCUACUUGCAUUACAGUGACAUUUCAACCAGCAUGGUGUUGAUUCAUGCGCUGGUCGUCGGCAUGAUCUUUAUCGGUGUCGUGACAUACCCUCUUUUGCGCUACUCGCGUCGUUUGGCUCAGCAGCCGUACUGGCGCUCUUUGCCAUCUCACAAUCAGUCCAUCUUUCAGAACAAAAAGAUGCUGGUGGCGAUAGCUUUCUAUGUCUUGACAGCCACGAUUGUCUUGUUUGUGAUUGCUCCUAUUUGCAAAUCUGUUACUGGCGAGAAUCCAUUCAUGUGGACACUUGAUUUUUUGUACAUGUCUCCUUCGCGCAUGUUUCUCUGCUUGUACUGGUCUCUGACGGUCAUUACGACUGUGGUGAUCUGGGUGCUCGUGUUGGAUUUUGUGCCUCAGUCUCCCAACAAUGGUGAUUUGUAUUCAAGCAAUGUGGAGGGAAAGGCGCUGACCAGUGCUUUGAACAAGAAGAGAAAAUUGUUCCAUGCCUUGGCUGUCAUUAUGUUUGUACCUGGCGUCUUGUUUGAGAAAUCAUUCUUGCAACUGGCCUUCGGUGUUGCAUUAUCUGGUUUUAUCUACCUGGAAUAUUUGCGCUAUUUUGCUGUGUGGCCCUGGGGAAAGAGUCUACAUGUGUUUUUAACAGAAUUUAUCGAUAAUCGUGAUUUGGGCCCUGUCAUUUUGAGUCAUAUCUACUUGCUGUUAGGUUGUGCAAGUCCUGUUUGGCUUGGAAGCUCCAAUGUAUUAGCCAGUUUAUCAGGCGUUUUGUCAUUGGGAUUUGGUGAUGCCGCUGCAUCCAUCAUCGGUAAACGAUUUGGUCACUAUCGAUGGCCAGGCACCAAAAAGACAGUGGAGGGCACCGCUGCAUUUAUCAUUGCAGUCCUUUUCAGCUCCUGGGUUAUUGUGUAUAGCUCUGCCUUGGUCGGCAUAGAUGGAGCUUCUCGCUAUGUUGCUUUGGCUGGCCGAGGUGAAUGGCUGAAUUACUCAGUUGUGAUUACACUCACAGCCUUGCUGGAAGCAUUUUCCACUCAAAAUGAUAAUAUCAUUAUACCACUUUAUAUGUACGCACUUGUAGUAUUAGGCCAUACCAUGUAA
Molecule: messenger RNA, 1926 nt
Organism: Mucor velutinosus
Lineage: Eukaryota; Fungi; Mucoromycota; Mucoromycetes; Mucorales; Mucoraceae
Exons: 5
Coding region: 1-1926 (641 amino acids)
Biological process (GO): dolichyl monophosphate biosynthetic process
Cellular component (GO): endoplasmic reticulum membrane
Molecular function (GO): dolichol kinase activity
Source: RefSeq, a predicted model, not a curated record